Limanda limanda (common dab) is the source of this 1223-nucleotide messenger RNA. RefSeq names its product purinergic receptor P2X, ligand-gated ion channel, 4b (gene p2rx4b). The record is from RefSeq and is a predicted model, not a curated record. Bases 1 to 1191 code for a protein of 396 amino acids. The transcript has 12 exons. Lineage: Eukaryota; Metazoa; Chordata; Actinopteri; Pleuronectiformes; Pleuronectidae. Gene Ontology annotation, cellular component: plasma membrane; nuclear inner membrane. Gene Ontology annotation, molecular function: extracellularly ATP-gated monoatomic cation channel activity; purinergic nucleotide receptor activity. Gene Ontology annotation, biological process: monoatomic cation transmembrane transport; response to ATP.
AUGAGCAGGACUGCGAGCUGGUGCCAGAACUGUCUGCAUUACGCGUUUGAUUAUGAAACACCAAAAACUCUGGUUAUUCCACACUUCGGGGUGGGAUUUGUGUUCAGGCUCAUCCAGCUCCUGGUGGUGCUGUAUGUGGUGGGGUAUGUGUGUGUAGUGCAGAAAGCCUACCAGGAGACCGACUCCGUCAUCAGUAGUGUCACCACCAAAGUGAAAGGUUUUGCCUUCACCAACACGUCUGACAUGGAUCCUCUUUUCUGGGAUGUAGCUGACUAUAUAAUCCCUCCUCAGGGUGAGCACUCCUUCUUCGUGUUGACGAAUAUGGUCAUGACCUCAAAACAAAUGCAAACACGUUGUCCUGAGCUUCCAGGUCCAUCAACGACCUGCGUGGAUGAUUGUGACUGUAUCCCGGAACUAAAUGAUCCUCGGGGGAGCGGUAUACAAACAGGACUAUGUGUCAACUAUUCCUCCACUGUCCAGACGUGUGAAGUGCUCUCAUGGUGUCCUCUUGAAAUAGACACUAAACUGCCAGAGCCUGCCCUGCUGGCUGCAGCAGAGAACUUCACCGUGUUGAUUAAAAACAGCAUCACAUACCCCAAGUUCAAAUUUCACAGAAGAAACAUUCUGCCACACAUCAACUCCUCGUACCUGAAGAGGUGUGAGUUCAGUCAUUCAACAGACCCGGACUGCCCCAUAUUCCGCCUCAAAGACAUUGUGUCAGAGGCUGGAGAGGAUUUUCAAGACGUGGCUCUGAAGGGUGGCGUCAUUGGUAUUAUUAUUGACUGGAGCUGUGACCUGGACUUUUGGGCAGGGAUGUGUUACCCCAAGUACAGCUUCCGCAGACUAGAUGACAAACACCCUGUCAGAAAUGUGGCCCCUGGAUACAACUUCAGGUUUGCCAAAUAUUACAAAACUCCAGAUGGAGAGGACACCAGGACCUUGAUUAAAGCAUAUGGGAUCCGGUUUGACGUCAUUGUAUUUGGAACAGCCGGGAAAUUUGGAAUUGUUCCAACUAUAGUGAACUUGGGUGCAGCCUUGUCCUUCCUCAGUUUGGUUCCCAUGGUUUGUGACUGGUUCAUGUUGACAUGCACGAGGAAAAAAGAUCUUUACAGUCGACAUAAAAUCACACAUCUGAGUGAUGAUGCUGAGGCUGAAUCGAUCUCAAUGGGCACCGCCUACGGAACUCAGUAACAUCAACAUGGGGACGUUGUUCUGCAGCCUAA